AGUCUGUAGAUUAUUCCAAUCAAGUGCACAACGAAACAAAUCUGUUGCCAGUAUAAAGUUUGCGAUAUAUUUAAAGUAUGAGGUUUACAAACAUUCUACUAUGGCUUAUUCUUUCUAUAAUAGUUGAACAAGCUAAAGCAUCAUGUGGUAUGUUCAAGGAAUCCGUUUAUCAUUACCUAGGAGAAAAAAUUUUGUACCGUUACAUCACCUGUACAAAUAUGACACCAAAAGACGACUUAAACAAUCAAAUAGUUUCAAUUCUAAAUUCCAGUUGUGAAAUUUUGCAAAUAUCUAAGAGCAGUUUACCGAUAAUAAAGAAGGAGAUGUUUGUCUCUUUAAAUUUAACCAAGAUGGUGAUCGAUGCCGGCGUUCAAAUAAUCCAAGAAAAAACUUUCGAACGUUCCAAUAUAUCUACAAUAAUUCUGGAUAAUAAUAGAAUUUUCAAAAUAAAAAAUCUCGCUUUUAAAUCAUUUUAUAUAGAUACAAUAAGCUUACAAAAUAAUUCAUUGAGUGAAAUUACGGAUCAAACAUUCGCCGAAUGUGUUAAUUUAAGAAUAUUGAAUCUUCAAAUGAAUACUAUAACCACCAUAGAUCCCAAUGCCUUUAAAGAUUUAGUUAUUAUGGAAAAUUUGAAUUUAGCUUAUAAUAUUAUAACUAAUAGAUACUUGGAUAUUUUUAAAACGAAUAAAAGAUUAAAAUAUCUGAAUAUUGGUGAUAAUACGUUAACAAGUUUAGACGGUAGUCACUUUCCAACCUCUCUGUUGGAAAUUAACGCCGUUAAUAACGAUAUAGUUAAUUUCAAUAUAUCAAAUUUACGUCAACUUCAGUCACUUAAUUUGAAUUCUAAUAAAAUAUUCAGGAUAAAUGAUUGUUUAAAUAAUCUACCUGCUUUAAAUUAUUUGCAUUUAAGCAACAAUGUUCUCGGAAAAUCUCAGUCGGAAGACAUGAAAAGAUUUUCGGUAUUAACAAAUUUGACCCUAUUAGAACUCGAUAAUAAUUAUUUGGAGUAUUUUAAUUUUAGCGGAAUCGAAAAUCUCGAAAUAAUUUCUCUUUCUGAUAACUAUCUCACGAAACUUGAUUUUUCAAAACCUCCAAGAAAUUUAAAAUCCCUUAACUUGAGUCAUAAUUUUUUAUCGAGUUUUAAAAAUAUAUCAGUCUUGUCGAAACUAUCAAAAUUAGAUGUUAGCUUUAAUGAUUUAUCACUUAUCGAAUACAAUUCAUUCAUGGGAUUAAAUAUGCUGAACGGUUUGUACUUAAGCCAUAAUUCAAUAGUUGAUUUACCUAUAGGUGGUUUUAGAGACCUCGUCGAACUACAAUAUUUCGAUCUAAGUUAUAAUAACUUAACUAACAUCAGUUCAGGUAGUUUAAGCGGACUGGUUAGCUUGAAGGAAUUAGAUUUGAGCCAUAAUAAACUAACUUAUCUAAACGAAGAUAUGUUUCAUUACAUGAAGAAUUUGAAAACGUUGAAUAUAGCUUACAAUAAUCUAACCAAUGUUAAUAUUAAAGGUAUCUUAUCUCACGUGGUGUGGUUACGACAAAUAGAUCUUAGAGGUAAUAAAUGGGCUUGUAAAUUAUUGAUUAAUGUGAUUAAAGAUAGUAUAUUAUUACAAAUGAAAAGCGGCGAUUUUUUUAACGUUAGUAACGUUAACGGGAUACCUUGUGAUGAAAAUAUGGAAAUAAACGGAAAACCUGAGGACGGUUUUCCCAAAGUCGUUUCUAGUUUGAACAAUCUUGUCGAUAUUGCAUCUAAUAUAUCGAUUAAAAUAAGCGUUUUGAUCACUUUCGUAUCUCUGAUUAUACUUUUGAUUGGUAUUAAGUCAAUUUUGACAAAAUAUUCAUCUCAAAUUACUACUGCUAAACAAUUCAUUUAUCAAAAGUCUGAAAGCGAACCAGAAGUACAUCUCAUAUAAACAGCUGAUGAAUUGUUUCUUUUGUUUUGGCUUUUCACAAUUUCAAUAGUAUAUUAAUUACGAGUGUAUAAUGGAGCUUAUUAUUCACGAUGACUGCCACGAUCAACUCAAAAAUGGAGUUCCCGAUUUCGUGUCUGGUCUGAUUGAAUAUGAAGCUUCUAUCAAAAGUUAAAAUCUCGUUUUUUAUUUCCUCCAGUAUCAAAAAUCUGUUUAUUAAUGAUUUUUUCACUUAUUUUUAUUACUUUUCUAUAUAAUUUUUCAAUAUUGGGUAAAAGCUAUUUCUUGGAGUACCAUUUCCAAUUUUAUUUUGAAAAUAUUGAUCCAAGCGAUGCGCUUCUUCAUUACCUUUCGUCUGGAGGUUUUUUGUCUAACUAGAUUUCUCCAGGAUGUGCAAAAAAUGUGCAUUAGGAGGAAAAUCUGCUUGCCAUCAUACAUCGCAACUACCAUCAUGGAUUUCUAUUCAUUGAAGUCCCCUUGUUCUAUCCACUAGGUUCCCGGGAUUAUUAGAUGAUUCACCCUUAAUUCUUGGAGGUUUUUACACAAAGUGUUUCCUCAUUUUAUACAUGAACAGCUUUUUUAUACAUCUAUUGGAAAAGAUUCGCAAAUUUGAAGUGAUUAUGAUCUUGUUUGUGGGAAGAAUGCAUUAUUCUCGUAAAAACAGACAAUAAACGUUUUGUAGAGCAAACUGAUUGAUUUCGUGAGAUUUGUAGAGCACUUAUAGGAUAUAUAAAUCAAUUUUAGUUUCAUUAUGUCGUUUAAGAUAUGUUUUACAUAGAUAAGAGAUAUAUUUAUAAAUAUUUUAAGUCUAGAAUUCGGAAAGUUAUUGACAGAUUUAUGCAUGGAGUUAUGAUUGUUUUUUAGAUAAACCCUAUAUAUAACUCACACUUUAAUUGAAGUUUUUUUAUAUAUAAUUAGUAUGUAUAAUUUCAAGUAUUACAUGUCAAGUUUAACAUUCAAGUAUUAAAUAAUAUUUAGGCGGCAAAUUUUACCAUCUUCGAUGUAUACAAAAAGACUGAUUAUUAUGUAAUUAUUUCAUUUUAUACUAAUAUUCAUGUAUUGUACGGAUGGUAUUAUUCAUUAUUUUUAUCAAAUUUUAUAUGAAAAUGUAAUUUAAUAAACUUAUAAUACACCAGUUAGUACAUAGAUAACUAUCUGACUUAAUAACAUUACCAUUGGAUUAUCUAAUUAUAAAAAUUGUUUUAAAUUAUUAUUACCUAUUGUAUUUACUUUUCAAUAAAAUAUUCUUCCUA
Diorhabda sublineata is the source of this 3160-nucleotide messenger RNA. Its product is annotated as leucine-rich repeats and immunoglobulin-like domains protein 2. Gene Ontology annotation, molecular function: protein binding. Lineage: Eukaryota; Metazoa; Arthropoda; Insecta; Coleoptera; Chrysomelidae. The record is from RefSeq and is a predicted model, not a curated record. The transcript has 2 exons. Bases 78 to 1910 code for a protein of 610 amino acids.